This is a messenger RNA of Porites lobata, 2316 nucleotides long. Lineage: Eukaryota; Metazoa; Cnidaria; Anthozoa; Scleractinia; Poritidae. The record is from the annotation of a GenBank genome assembly.
AUGCCUACAGCUAGCAUUUCCACAGUGAAAAGAAGAUGUUUAGCACCUCAUUCAGGCCACAACAACAGCCGACACUAUUUCAACGAGGCGAAAAUAAAAUUUGGGAAAGUACCAGACACAGGUACCAGCAUUCCUUCUGUCAACAUUCAGUAUUGUAGAGCAUUUGCAAAAAUGGAGCAAAGAAGGCCAUUUCGCUUUGACGAAAGAUUCCCUCAUCUCCGUGAAUAUUCUACAAUUAACAGCACCGAUGCAAAGGCUCCAGUCAUUCUGGGAUCGAAAAACUCAUUCAAAGUCGGUCGGUCAUGGAUGAGUUACGUUAGUGAAGAUGAUCGAUGGAGUCCCUUGCAAGAAAAGGAUGAAGUUUCUUCGGAUUGUACCAAAAGGGACAAGGCUGUUGAUGACAAGGUUGUGCCACUUCAAGCGCUGCCUUGCCACGACUACCACUCAGGAAGAGAUGUAAUAGUUCCAAACACGAAUCUAUUCAUAGAGAAGACAUUCAGUGUGGAUAGUCAUAGUGGACGCGAGUCUGUGUGUUGGUCAGGGACAAAACUGGCCGUCAUCGUUUCUCCAAAAUUUGAAUACUCUAGUGGAGCACUCACGCAUGUGAAUGAGCGCUAUCAACUUCGGCGGUUCGGCGACGAGGAAGUAAAGAUGAAAAUGACACUUGCUCACACCGAUGUUCCCUCAGUUUCACUCCGAUACCUACUUGGAGAAAUACUUUCUUGGCUGCAGUCUGUUAAAGGAAAAGACAACCUGAAAAACUAUGUGACCGACGUUGAUGCAACAGAGGCAUCGAAACUAUCCACGUUUCUUAGAAGUUUGUCAAGACGUCUUAUCCAAGUGCCAACCCCACCACUGUCCCUUAUUCCGAUUUACGAGAAGAAUCCGUCACAAAUGUUGGAGAAGCUUCUACAUACCUUACAAAAAGAAAGGCUGCAGCAGUUAUCCAUUCAAGUCAAUGAUUUGGCGACUGGAACGGAACAAGAGGCGUAUGAACUCAUGCUCGCUAUGAAAAACGCUCUCACACAAGAUGGAUUAGAAGAAUGUGCAUUUGAAGUAGAGAACGUGGGUCGAAUUAAAUUCAUUAAUGCUUUCCAAAGAGUCAUUGAUCAUGUCAUCAUUAGGACAAGCGGUUUCCCGCUAAAUGAACUAGGCACAAGUUAUGUAACACUAGAUGGAUUGUCCUGUUUGCAAAGAACUACUAAACUGAUGGAUGACUUUUCAAUUGGCCCAAACGCCAAUAAAGAGAUGGUUUACUUGAGGGAGAUGAAUGGAGCAUCUUUAAUGUUGGAAAUUGCAGAACGCCUGGAGUUAAGUGAGGAUCUUUUCCUUGAGGACAACAUUGAUCAAGCCUCUGCCUCAUCUCUGGAUGUCAUAGAGCUGUUGUCAAGCUAUGAAUGCCUUGCCGACGGACGAGAAAUCUAUUUAGCCUGCGAACCAAGGCCUUUUAACUAUCGCCUAGUAGAUGGAGGACCAGAUCAGAAGCAGUCGAAUCUUGCAACAAAAAUCGCAGCAGCAAUAGAAUUCCGCAUGGAAUUGAACGCCCAUGCUUGUAUCCAAAGAAGAGCGGAAAGGGACAGUGUGGCUAAUGAAGCAGAGAGGGGAAAUUCAAUGUUGGGUCGUGCUGCUUCAAUAGGAUCCUCCAUCUCAAAUACCACCUCCAAGACUGCUGAAGAUUGUAUAACGAAGCUAGAAGGCGACUUGCAGGAAAGAUCUGUUGACCAAGAUGAAAUUAAGAAAAUUAAAAGCAUAGCCACCUCACUAGGCGAUGAGUUCCUGGCAGAAAUGAAUAUGUGGUACGGGGCUAAAGAACUAGCCAGUAGAUGGAAUGGCUUUCCCUGUUUUGGCAAAACCAUUUUUGCCAAAACUCCUUUGAGCUUUUAUCAACUUCCACUGUCUCACCUUCUGGAGGCUGAUAUCCAAGCGUACUGUAAAGCUAGUAGAGAGGACAAGGAAACAUCCGAAAGAUUCGAUUGGAUCCGUCAAAACCUCAAAUGGUAUGACCAACAUGCUCAAAUUUCAACAAGUGGCUACUACGAGGAAAGAAGAGCAUGCGGUGAUACAAAUUGUUGUGGCACAAGAAUGUUGCCCCUUGGUGUACCCCAGACACCAAAACCAUCAACAACGAACAUAAAACACUACGAAAAUUCAAGAUUGGUACAAGAACUUUUGAAUGAUGAGGAAGCAUUGGAAAUCAGACUAGCUGGCCUUAACCUAUUCGCAGAAAUUCCUGUAGAUGAAGAGCGCUAUCGUCAAAUGGACUAUUUUUACCAUCGAAUGCUCUUGAAGUUGUGUUUACGCACAGACACGGCUUGA